AUGUUCAUCGUUUUUUUUCUCGUUUUCUCGUUUUUGACCGCAUCACUGACCGAGUCUGACAAAGCUAUUGUACUAAAGAAUGAUGGCACCCGGGUUAUUGUUGGUAUUGGCAAGACAAUGAGACUGAGAGCGCAAAAAUUACCCGAAAAUAGUGAUGAGGAUGGUGUUUUCAAAUUUAUUGAGGCUCCGAACGGAUACUUUAUCAAGUUUAAAAACGGAUUUCUGUGCAAGAAUAAGAAAGGUGAUGCCGGUGUCGUAGGGUGCAAAUCGGAAGAAAGUAAGUACGCCGUCUGGAAGGUAAAUAUGGCUGGUGAGUCUGGUGCCCAGAUAGAGACUGCCGGUAACUUAUGUCUUUUGCCAACAGGUCUUGACAAUAGAGAAAAAACCAAGGGACGGUAUCUGCAGGCGAAACCGUGCACGGAUGAAACUUAUCUUUGGGAAAUAGUUGACUUAAAGUAUUCUAAAGAGGAGCCAGUUGUUAGUUCGGGUGUUGUUAUGGAGGGCAACACAGAUUGGGAUAACGUUGCGCUUGAACGAAUAAGGCAUCAGAUGUACGAUGCACCCGGUAUGAUUGUUGAUGCUGUUCCAAAUGUCGGUCAUCGAUUGAUACCACACGGACCUCCCGACAUUUUUCCUUUUGGUGGAUAUCCGCAUGCUGAUUUCCCCAACUCCCGUAAUAUUUGA
This is a messenger RNA of Vavraia culicis subsp. floridensis, 684 nucleotides long. RefSeq lists its product as uncharacterized. The record is from RefSeq and is a predicted model, not a curated record. Bases 1 to 684 code for a protein of 227 amino acids. The transcript has a single exon. NCBI's taxonomy places the organism in Eukaryota, Fungi, Microsporidia, Pleistophoridae.